GCCAACCACACUUGCCUACACUCACGACUUUGUUGAUGCCCUGUAAUCUUGGCUGAACCCUGCCCUACUGGGAGAAGCGUAAUCAUCAAAGAAAUGCCACAAUGGGUGAGCUGACCAUAUGAAGGAUUUGGCAUGUCAAGUUGGGAUCGAUGAUGUUCAGUCAGUUGGACGGACCACCCCAACCUUCGCUUGACUGCAGGAAGAUCACAUUGAUGACUGGUGGAUACCCUAAAAGUGCCAGGUCCGUAGAUCAAAUGCUGAUGGUGGAUCACAUGCUUUGCGAAUUCCUUGGACAAUACUGCAUCCUUGAUUCUGGCCAUGUCUGUGCACAGAGCAUGUUGCGAUAUCAAGGUUCCCCGCCUGGGCUCCUUGAACAAAAACCCAACCUCGGCAGAGGAAGGUGCAUCCUUGGAAGAAUUCCGCGCUCACUGCACUGAGCAAGGGCUGGAAUGUGAUACCAUCCACUACUCAGUGCCCAGAAGACCCUCAAAGGGACAGAGUGAAGCCAAGAAGGGCCAGGUCACCUUCUUCGGUGAUGUUGACUGGGUAAUCCAGGGCAAUCCCGACCAGGAGAAGGUGCAGCGAAUCAUCGAUAUGGCGGACAUCCGCUAUGGCUUCGAAGCUGGCACUACCGCCCCGCCCGGCGAUGACGCGGGGCACGGCGAGAUGGUCGCCUUCAAUGGGAAUGGCUUUGUGAAGUCCACACGGACCGGGAGUGCAGAGUAUUACAAGACCGUUUAUGGGACCUACAUCCGAUGUGAAGCCGCUGGAUUCGUCAGCCCGGCUGAUGCGCAGCCCGAUUUCGUUGCCAGCACUCAGCAUGGAGGUAUGACCUGGACAGCAGCUUUGAAUGAUAUGUUCACCAACGUGGAAGAGCGGUGUGGCGCGGUGGGCGCAGCCUUUGGAGGGAUGGUGCAUUUCGAGAAGCUUGUAGGUGUUGCCAUCGCCUUGCCAACCAUGAGCAAGGAAAACAUUUUUGAGGCCAAAGAGAAGUAUUAUCCCUUCGCUCCCCAUGUGGAGCACAACGUGCGCUGUGUGGUGGUGGGCUUCAUCGCAGAUAUGGCAGCCGCGGCCACGAAGGGGGUCAGCGGAUUGGACAAGGUCUUGUACAAAGGUGCAUCUGGUGCAGCUGGCGGAGGUGCAGACAACUCCUUAGCGCUCCACACCCAUUUGGUGACCCUCCGUCGCAGCUGCGUCGCCCAACGGCCGCAAGACGUGCGACCGCAGGAUGUGAAAGAGGUCUAUCACCUGGACUCUUCGAGCAUUGUAGCUGACUUCACUCUUGAAGCCUGGCUGAUCGACAAGUCAUUGGAGGAGCAUGAGACCCUACCACCCACCAGCUCGCUCCGCUCGAUUCCCGCGCCGGCACCAGCGAAGUGCAACUGUUCAGAAUGGGUUGUCAAUGCGCUGGCUGACGCCGGCGUGACGCACAUCUUCGGCGGACAUGGAGGAGCUUUGGUGCCCAUGGUGAAUGCCAUUUGCAAGAACCCGAGGGUGAAGUGGAUCUACACACGCAACGAGGCCAAUGCCUCAUUAAUGGCGGCCGCCUAUGCGAAGCUCACCGGGCGCUUGGCCGUGUGCGUCGCCACGAGUGGCCCCGGCGCCUCCAAUCUCACGACAGGGCUACUGGAUGCUCUCCAAGAUCAAUGUCCCAUGAUCGCGAUCACCGGGUUGAAGCCUCGCGCGGGCAUCGGCUACAGCGAGUUCCAAGAUUUGCAGCAGAGCCGCAUGUUCGCGGCGGGCGGUCUUCCCAUGAGCUUAGAUGUGCAUUCAGCCGACGCGCUCGUUCCAUUACUUCGUGAUGGAGUUGCGAAAGCCUUGACCCUGAGGACGACGGUGCACCUUGGAGUGCCAGUGGAUGUGCAAGCUGCAGAGAGCCCCGUGCCACUCAAACCCUUUUGCGCGGCCGAUGUGCGUGACGAUGUGGAGCACGGUGCCUCCCACUCCUUUGCCAUCAAGAACGUGGCUUCCGAGCUCCGCGCCGCCGCGGAGCGCGGCGCCGGGCGCUGCGUCAUUGCCUGCGGACACCGGGCGGUGGGCGCGGGGGAGGAGAUCCUGAAGCUGGCGGAACGAAUCCAUGCGCCGGUGCUCACACGCUUAGAUGCCAAAGGCGUGGUGAACGAGGCCCAUCCCUUGGCCUUCGGUGUGAUUGGAGUGCAUGGGAAGUCUGGCCUGGAGAAAGCCACAAAGGUCAUUGAAAGCGCGCAGCUGAUCAUUUCCAUCGGAAGUCACGACGACACGCUGCUCUUGUGCAAUCGAGCUGGCCUUCAGAUUCGGCCCAUGAUCAAGUUCGAGCCAGAUGCCAUGUGCCUCCAAAUCAAUUCUCGCUAUCGAGCCCUCUAUGACAUCGUGGGAGAGAUCAAAUAUACCUUGGGCCGUUUGUUGAAAGAACUGGGCGAGCCCAAUCCAGCUGGUCUCUCUUCCAUUUCCGUCGGACUGUCUUCAGAAAACAUUCCGCGGCUGCCGUCCGUGUCGCUCAUGGAAUCUUGGUCUAGGGAGCUGGCCUAUAGUGGUAUGGACGUAACUGCACCGGACGCUGCCACCCUCCAUUUGGCCACUCCCAUGGCCCAACAAGCGAAGUUGGAACUUCCAGAGGAGACCAAGGAGCUUUGGCGCAAUCUUCAUACAGGACAGUGGCGAGCUCCGGAGGAAGAUGUGUGUUAUGUUGGAAGCCGCUUCCAAUGCACCAGCAUGGGCAGCAGCGACUAUUGCCAUCCAGCCAUUGUCAUGGAGGAGAUGUCAAGUCGGAUGGACAGCAACGACGUGCUUUGUGUGGACGUGGGUGACGUGACCUUGUGGGCAAGCCUUUCGGCGUGCUUGAGCAAGGGGCAAAGGACCUUGUCUUCCGAGCGCUUGGGCACGAUGGGCUACGGCCUUUGUGCUGGUUUGGUGGCCAGCUUGGUUCGUGGGUCGACUGGCCGGGCUGUGGUGGUCGCUGGCGAUGGAGGGAUUCAGAUGACCAUCAACGAGCUGGGCACUGCGAAGCAAGUCUUCGAGGAGUCCUCCGACGAGCACAGCUUGGUCAUCAUUCUCCUGGACAACAGCAAGCUUGGCCGUGUUGUCUUCGGAUUUGAGGGUGCAGAGGGCUGUGACUUGGUGAGCAAUAUCGACUUUGUCAUGCUUGCGAAAGCUUACGGUGGCGAUGGCCUCCAGGUCUCCUCUUGCGAGCAGCUCGAAGGCGCUAUGGAUGCGGCGUUCAAGUCCAAGGGCAUUUUCAUGCUUCACGUCCUAACAGAUCCUGAACUCAAGGCGGAUAUGGCCACCUUUCAGGACAAAUCCAUUACCAUGAUGAAUAGCGGCUGAGAGAACGAUACCCGACGAUUCGGGACGCCCAGAAGGCCUCACUGUUUGCCCUUGGUCUGGAAUCCCCACUUCUGGGGCAC
Molecule: messenger RNA, 3383 nt
Organism: Durusdinium trenchii
Lineage: Eukaryota; Dinophyceae; Suessiales; Symbiodiniaceae
Source: the annotation of a GenBank genome assembly